Messenger RNA from Mus pahari (shrew mouse), 2320 nucleotides. It is a transcript of the gene Hmgxb4, whose product is annotated as HMG-box containing 4. The record is from RefSeq and is a predicted model, not a curated record. NCBI's taxonomy places the organism in Eukaryota, Metazoa, Chordata, Mammalia, Rodentia, Muridae. The coding region runs from base 616 to 2073 and encodes 485 amino acids. The transcript has 12 exons.
GGCUCGACUGAGGCUCCCUUGUUGCUCGCGCUUUUCUCUCCUUCUCCAAGAUGGCGGCCGUCGGCGGCGCUGAGGCGGGAUCCGAGCGAGCCGAGUGAAGACCUGGUCCUGUAGACGGGAAGGAGCCUGGACACAGUGACACAACACACUCUCAAAGGCCCUGCAGGACCACCAUGGCUUAUGAUGACUCCAUGAAGAAAGAAGAUUGCUUUGAUGGUGAUCACAGCUUUGAGGACAUAGGACUUGCAGCUGGCCGAAGCCAACGAGAAAAGAAGCGGUCUUACAAAGAUUUCUUAAGGGAAGAGGAAGAAGUUGCUGCGCAGGUCAGGAGUUCUUCCAAGAAGAAGUCAAAGGACAGUGAUUUGUUCUUCUUGGGGACGGACACACACAAGAAGAAGAGGAAGCACUCCCCUGAUGAUUACUACUAUGGAGGACAGUGGUUCUUGUUCUGAGUGCCGAUAAACCAGUGUGAAGGAGGAGAGAGGUGGAGGGCUGGUAUUUUGGAGGAUUCAGCAUAGAAGAACAGUCUUCAUUUGUGAUACACAAGACAUUUCGACUUUGGAAUCAUCACAGAAGAAAAAGAAGAAAUCUAGCCCACAGUCUCCGGACACAGCAAUGGACCUGUUGAAAGCUAUCACCUCCCCACUGGCAGCAGGUGCCAAGUCCUCUAAGAAGGCAGGGGAGAAAUCCUCCAGUUCUUCAAGCCAUUCAGAGAGCAGAAAGGAACACCACAAGAAGAAGGGCAAUGGCAGCAGUGGAGAGCUCUCCCUGGAUGACAGCAAUGCCCACAAAUCCAAAAAAAUGAAGCCACUCUAUGUGAACACAGAGACACUGACUCUUCGUGAGCCGGAUGGCUUAAAGAUGAAACUUAUUCUCUCACCAAAGGAGAAGGGAAGCAGCUCAGUGGAAGAGGAGGCUUUUCAGUACCCUGCCCAACAAGCUUCACUGAAGAAGCCCUCGAAGAAACUAGCUCGGGACGAGCAAGGUGCUUUACUCCUAGGACAUGAGCUACAGAGCCUCCUGAAAACAGCCCGGAAGAAGCACAAGUCAUCCUCAGACUCGCACUCCUCUCCUGGCCCAGAAGGCUGUGGGUCUGAUGUCUCCCAGCUUCCAGAACCCCACAGUGCCAAUCUCGAUAUCACAGGGCUUGACCCAAUUCUAGUAGAGUCCGAAUCGUCCUCAGCUGGGGAGCUGGAGGCCGGGGAGCUGGUGAUAGAUGACUCUUACAGGGAGAUCAAGAAGAAGAAGAAGUCAAAAAAGAGCAAAAAGAAGAAGGACAAAGAUAGACACAAGGAGAAGCGGCACUCCCGGACCAAGAGAAGCUCUGCCCGAGAGCAUGGCACUGCUCUGGGGCACGGGCUGAUAGCCGGCCCUGCCUCCAGUAUCCCCACCCUGCCACUUCCUGCUCUACACACAGACGGGCAUGGGGAGAAGAAAAAGAAAAGGGAAGAGAAGGACAGAGAGAGAGAGAGGGGAGAAAAGCCGAAAAAGAAGAACAUGUCUGCCUACCAGGUCUUCUGUAAGGAGUACCGGGUAACCAUUGUGGCUGACCAUCCAGGUAUAGAUUUUGGGGAACUUAGUAAAAAAUUGGCUGAAGUAUGGAAGCAGUUGCCAGAAAAAGACAAACUGAUCUGGAAGCAAAAGGCUCAGUAUCUGCAGCACAAACAGAACAAAGCUGAAGCCACAACUGUGAAGAGAAAAGCAUCCAGUGCAGAAGGUUCCAUGAAAGUCAGAGCCUCUUCUGUAGGAAUACUGUCACCCCAAAAGAAGUCCCCACCCACCACAAUGCUUUUGCCAGCUUCACCAGCCAAAGCUCCUGAAACAGAGCCCAUUGAUGUCGCUGCUCAUCUCCAGUUGCUGGGAGAGUCCCUCAGCCUCAUUGGACACCGCCUACAGGAGACAGAGGGCAUGGUAGCAGUGUCUGGAAGUUUGUCAGUGCUCCUAGAUUCCAUUAUCUGUGCUCUUGGCCCUCUGGCAUGCCUGACCACACAACUACCUGAACUGAAUGGCUGUCCUAAACAGGUCUUGUCAAACACGCUGGACAACAUUGCAUACAUUAUGCCUGGACUGUGACUUCCAAGAAGCCUGGGACAGAAGACUGUCUACCCCUUCGCUAGUUUAUGUAUAGAUGACUGUUCCAGACCCUCCACUGACCUCUGGGUGUAGGUUUUAAAUUUUUAUAAUCUAUAUAUACGUAUAUAAUGUACAGUAUAUACAUAGGAUUAUAACUACUUUGCUUUUAAUAAUUUUAUGAAAUGGCAAAGGUUUAGCUAAAAGGAAACUUUGGCAUGAAUGUGGGCUUGGAAUUAUUUUUUGUGUG